This is a messenger RNA of Helobdella robusta, 375 nucleotides long. RefSeq lists its product as hypothetical. The record is from RefSeq and is a predicted model, not a curated record. NCBI's taxonomy places the organism in Eukaryota, Metazoa, Annelida, Clitellata, Rhynchobdellida, Glossiphoniidae. The transcript has a single exon. Bases 1 to 375 code for a protein of 124 amino acids.
AUGGAGCGAAAAUACUUAUGUAGAGUUUUCGUCGACACCGUGAAGGAUGCCGCGGUGUUCUCCCAUACCGCCUCUUCCAUCGACGCGCUCGUCGCCGUCGCUAUCCUCGCUGCGUCGGCGAUCGUCGACACGGUAGGGUCGGUGUCGGUCAUCAGCACCGUGGUAAUCGCACACGCCACAUGUCGCUCGAUACCGCACACCCUCACCUUCCUCACUCAGGCGGUCAUUCCCUUGGCCGGGACUCGCCGGUUUACAAUAUCUUCUACCGACCUCAGGGUCGGAAUAUACGGGCCGGGCAAAAAAGAUGUUUCGCCCAUCUUGCCGGGCGUACGGACCGGCCUUCCGCACGCUCGCAAGUCUUCUUUCAAGCGUUGA